UCCUCUGCUUCCUUCCUUUUUAUUUUGUCCUGUCAUCGUCCUUUGCUCAACAGCCAACUGUCCCCUUCCAGUCUUCUGCUAAUGACCAUGUCUUUCUUGGAGCAUCUCUGAUCACCUUGUGACAACCCCUUCUUCACUGACAGACCCCCUCUGCUCACCUGGCCGAGGUCACCUACCUCCUCCAGACAUGUUCAGGCGCACCAAGAGUUGCAGAAGCAGCAACAGGAAGAGCCUGAUCCUGACGAGCAGCAGUUCUCCCACGCUCCCCCGGCCGCAUUCUCCUUUGCCGGGGCACAUAGGGGGAAGCCCUAUGGACAGCCCUCGCAAUUUUUCUCCUAGUGCCGCUGCUCAUUUCUCCUUUGCAUCCUCACGCAGCCGGACAGAUGGCCGCCGUUGGUCUCUUGCCUCCCUUCCAUCAUCGGGAUAUGGAACAAAUACCCCAAGCUCCACUGUAUCAUCCUCCUCCUCAUCUCAGGAACGUCUCCACCAGCUCCCCUUCCAGCCCACCCUGGAUGAACUUCACUUCCUCUCCAAACAUUUUGGCAGCACUGAGAGCAUCCCCGAUGAUGACGGGGGUCGAAGGUCACCGGCAGUUCGACCCCGGUCUCGAAGCUUGAGUCCUGGCCGGUCGCCUUCAUCUUAUGACAAUGAAAUAGUAAUGAUGAAUCAUGUCUAUAGGGAGAGAUUCCCUAAGGCCACGGCACAGAUGGAGGAUCGACUCCGGUUGUUCAUCUCCAACUUCUCUCCAGAGAAUGUUCUACCGAUGGCUGAUGGGGUUCUUAACUUCAUCCAUCACCAGAUUGUGGAGCUGGCCAGGGAUUGCCUGACCCGGAGCACUGAGGGCAUGAUCACCAGUACCUACUUCUAUCAGCUGCAGGAUAACUUGGACAGAUUGCUACUGGAUGCCGUGGAACGAUCUGAUGGAUCAGAAGUUGCUUUCAUUGCCCAGCUGAUGAAGAAUCUGCUCAUUAUUAUCUCUCGGCCAGCUCGUCUGCUAGAGUGCCUGGAGUUUAACCCUGAGGAGUUUUACCACUUACUGGAGGCGGCUGAGGACCAGGUGAAGGAGGGCAAUCUGAAGACAGACAUACCCCAAUACAUCCUUCGUCAGCUGGGACUCACCAGGGACCCUUUCCCAGAGGUUGUAGCUGCUGAAGAGCCAGUGACUGUGGAGACGCACACACCAGAAAGUGAGGACAUUGUAGAGGGAAAAGGAGGUGCAGUCUCAAAGCCCAUAAGACCGCCAGAGGAGAGCGACUUUGAAACCAUUAAACUGAUCAGUAAUGGGGCCUACGGAGCUGUAUACUUGGUCCGUCAUCGGGAGACCCGACAGCGGUUUGCAAUGAAGAAAAUCAACAAGCAGAACCUUCUCCUGAGGAACCAGGUCCAUCAGGCCUUCGUAGAGAGAGACAUCCUGACCUUUGCACAGAACCCUUUCGUAGUCAGCAUGUUCUGCUCCUUCCAGACCCGCCGGCAUCUCUGUAUGGUUAUGGAGUAUGUGGAAGGGGGUGACUGUGCCACACUGCUGAAGCACAUUGGUGCCCUUCCACUGGAGAUGGCACGGCUAUAUUUCGCAGAGACUGUAUUGGCGUUGGAGUACCUGCACAAUUAUGGGAUAGUUCACCGUGACCUGAAACCGGACAAUCUUUUGAUUACUUCCAUGGGUCACGUAAAACUAACCGAUUUCGGCCUCUCCAAAAUGGGGCUUAUGAAUCUCACCACCAAUUUAUACGAGGGACAUAUCGAGAGUGAAGCCAGAGAAUUCCUGGACAAACAGGUUUGUGGGACCCCAGAAUACAUUGCUCCAGAGGUGAUCUUGCGGCAGGGCUAUGGAAAGCCUGUGGAUUGGUGGGCAAUGGGCAUUAUCCUAUAUGAGUUCCUGGUGGGCUGUGUCCCUUUCUUUGGUGACACCCCUGAGGAGCUGUUUGGUCAGGUGAUCAGUGAUGAGAUAGUCUGGCCAGAGGGGGAAGAAGCACUUCCAGCUGAUGCCCAAAACCUUAUUUCUAGCCUCCUGCAGACAGACCCCUUACUCAGACUGGGCACAGGGUGUGCUGUUGAGGUCAAAGCGCACAAAUUUUUCACAGAUUUGGAUUGGAAUGGGUUACUGAGACAAAAAGCUGAAUUUAUACCUCAUCUGGAGGCUGAAGAUGAUACAAGCUACUUUGACAGUAAGUAUGAGAAAACAGACUAUAAUUGCAAGAAUGGAGG
This is a messenger RNA of Nanorana parkeri, 2205 nucleotides long. RefSeq names its product microtubule-associated serine/threonine-protein kinase 1-like. Gene Ontology annotation, biological process: peptidyl-serine phosphorylation; intracellular signal transduction. The annotation marks the transcript as partial. NCBI's taxonomy places the organism in Eukaryota, Metazoa, Chordata, Amphibia, Anura, Dicroglossidae. The record is from RefSeq and is a predicted model, not a curated record. The transcript has 17 exons. Gene Ontology annotation, molecular function: magnesium ion binding; protein serine/threonine kinase activity; ATP binding.